AUGCCGAAGAAUAAGGGAAAGGGAGGAAAGAACAGAAGGAGGGGGAAGAAUGAUAACGAUGAUGACAAGAGAGAACUCAUUUUCAAAGAGGACGGUCAAGAAUACGCUCAGGUGAACCGCAUGCUUGGCAACGGCCGUUGCGAGAGCAAGUGCUUUGACGGCACCACUCGCCUCUGCCACAUUCGCGGAAAGCUUCGCAAGAAAGUAUGGGUCAACGCCCAGGACAUUGUUCUCGUGGGCCUUCGUGAUUACCAGGACGACAAGGCUGACAUCAUCCUCAAGUACUCGCCGGACGAGGCCAGAAAUCUUAUGAAGUAUGGCGAGAUUCCGGACACCACCACUAUCAACGAAAACGCCGCCGAGGGCGAGGAUGGCGAGGAGGGUGACGACGUCGUUUUCGACUUUGAGGCCAUCGAUGAGAUUUAGGCCAGUGCUGCUUGUUUCAAGCUUUCGCUCACCUCCACGGGUAGCUUGUUAAUGGUUCACAUUCUGGUUGCAUAUUGACACUGCUACCGUGCAUGGAGAGCCUGCGUGAUACUCGCCGAGCGGGCGAUGCGAGCCCUCACCGGGACCCAUUGACUUUCUUUCUCGCUUUCGAGACUUCAUCACAACUUGGUCAACGCACAUUGCAUGUCCAAGGCAGUCGGUCCUGGAUGUCCUCUGGGAUGCACCUGCCUUGGUGGCUGGUUUCUUUCUCCGACGGCUGACGCCAUUUCAUCGUUUAGCUUGUUUUUUUUGUAUUACAUGUAAUGUGCGGUCUCGCUGGCUGCCAGGCGAGUCGUCGUUUGUAAGUAGUAUCUCCUUUGUGUCCAAUUAAAUAGAUUGCAGAUUCCCUUUCUUCCAUUAUCCAUCGCUAUAUCUUUUCUAUAGAA
This is a messenger RNA of Chondrus crispus (carragheen), 872 nucleotides long. Its product is annotated as Translation initiation factor eIF1A. Gene Ontology annotation, biological process: translational initiation. The transcript has 3 exons. The record is from RefSeq and is a predicted model, not a curated record. Lineage: Eukaryota; Rhodophyta; Florideophyceae; Gigartinales; Gigartinaceae. Gene Ontology annotation, cellular component: cytoplasm. Bases 1 to 426 code for a protein of 141 amino acids. Gene Ontology annotation, molecular function: translation initiation factor activity; RNA binding.